Molecule: messenger RNA, 210 nt
Organism: Pediculus humanus corporis (human body louse)
Lineage: Eukaryota; Metazoa; Arthropoda; Insecta; Psocodea; Pediculidae
Exons: 2
Coding region: 1-210 (69 amino acids)
Source: RefSeq, a predicted model, not a curated record
AUGGAAAAGAAAAUCAUUUCCAGGUUAAAACUAAAAGUUGAGAGAAACAUUAAAGUAAGUUUUGUCAUUUAUCAAAGUUUUAAGGGGGGUUUGUCAAAAAUAGUUUAUGUUUUGGAAAAUAAUUUUUUCUUUUUGUCCAUGAAUUUUCAUUUUUUUAACGGUUAUGUAGGAUUUUAUGCAGCAGCAAAUGGCUCAAAAUUUAUUGAUUAA